Molecule: messenger RNA, 162 nt
Organism: Sphaeroforma arctica JP610
Lineage: Eukaryota; Ichthyosporea; Ichthyophonida
Exons: 1
Source: RefSeq, a predicted model, not a curated record
UGGACAACCACAGUACAGACGAGUCUGCGCAUGCAGAGUUGUUGAUGUCUGCGUCGGCCGUGUUCGGCUCAAUAUCCAAGAGCCAUUCACAGCAACGGUCGCCCAAGGGCGGGCCAAGCACAGGCACUGUGUACCACGACGCAGUCACCGAGCUUACUGAGG